This is a messenger RNA of Erythranthe guttata (spotted monkey flower), 2034 nucleotides long. Its product is annotated as Pentatricopeptide repeat (PPR) superfamily protein. Gene Ontology annotation, molecular function: RNA binding; protein binding. The record is from RefSeq and is a predicted model, not a curated record. Gene Ontology annotation, biological process: RNA modification. NCBI's taxonomy places the organism in Eukaryota, Viridiplantae, Streptophyta, Magnoliopsida, Lamiales, Phrymaceae.
AAGCUGAUCUUUAUCGAAGAUUUAAACAAGUUAUUUCAGCUUUGAUUGGUUCCAUUUUUAGCAGAACCAUAAUAAAAAGAUUUGUGCUUGAAAUUUUUUAUGUUCAGAACAAAUAUCAAGUCGCAGCUUCGUCGACGAUUCAGAAUUCCGACCACCACUCACCGGAAUUACUCCAUACUUUCUUCAGACCAUCAACACGAAACCCUAAUUCACCUCUUACAAUCAUGCGAGCAAAUCUCUCAAACUAUUCAGAUUCAUGGAUUAAUGGUCAAAACCGGUCUCGACCACAUUCCAUUCCCACUGAGCAAACUCCUCGCACACCUCUGCACGCAAGAUAUCCACUACGCAGCCUCCGUUUUCAAACAGAUAAAAACCCCAAAUCUUUUCAUGUUCAAUACAAUGCUCAGAGGUUACUCCGGCGCCGAUGAUCCGCAAAAGGGUCUGGUUUUAUUCAAUCGCAUGAGGGCUCAAAACCACGUACAGGAUUUCUCGCUCGAUCGGUUCACUUUUAUUUCGGUUCUGAAAUCAUGUUCUCGUUUGUUGGAUGUUUGGACUGGGCUAGGGGUUCAUACGAUUGUUCUCAAAUCCGGGUUUGAUUUGUUUCUGAAUGUCAAGAAUGCACUCUUGCAUUUGUACUGUAUUUGUGGCAGGAUUCGAGAUGCCCACCACCUGUUCGAUGAAUUGGGUGAGAGAACGGACUUGGUCUCGUGGAACACGUUAAUGGGGGGAUACCUUUUCGUGUCUCGAUACGAUUUCGUUGUAGAAUUGUUCAAGAAAUUGCACAGAGAAGGCGUUGUUAUCAGCGUGACGACAAUUCUCAAUGUUUUGUCAGCUUUGGGAGAAACAAGAAACACUUCACUCGGAGAGUGUCUCCAUGUCUUUUCCUUCAAGAUUGGAUUUUUCUCGAAUUUAAACGUAGUCACUGCUUUAGUUUCCAUGUACGGCAAACAGGGUCGCAUUCAUUCUGCUCGUAAAAUCUUCGACGAAAUUACCGUAAAAAAAGACAUCAUCUUGUGGAACUGUCUAAUCGAUGGAUACGCUAAAACCGGUCUUCUAGAAGAAGCAAUGGAGUUGCUAACAUCAAUGAAGCACCAUAGCAUAAAGCCUAAUUCAUCCACAUUGGCCGGUUUGCUCUCUGCUUGCUCCGCCACUGGUGCUCUAUCAAUCAGCCAAUACGUACACGAUUACAUAAACGAGCACCGUUUACCAUUUGAUGUAGUUCUUGGAACCGCAUUAGUAGAUAUGUACGCCAAAAAAGGGUUUCUUGAUAAAGCAGUCGAAGUUUUCAACGCUAUGAAGUGCAAAGACGUGACAACUUGGACAACCAUGAUUUCGGGUUACGGUCUAAACGGGCAAGCAAAUUGUGCAAUCUCGAUUUUCGAUAAAAUGGAGGACGAGGGUUUUGUGCCUAACGAGGUGACCUUUUUGGCGGUUCUCAACUCUUGUAGCCACGGGGGUUUGGUGGAUGAGGGGGUUGGAUCUUUCAAGAGAAUGGUGGGAGUGUAUAAACUGAAGCCCGAGAUUGAACAUUAUGGUUGCUUGAUCGAUCUAUUGGGUCGAGUCGGGUUAUUGGAGGAAGCCCAUGGGGUGAUCGAGGGUUUGCCCAUCGAGAGGGAUGCUACUGCUUGGCGUGCAUUGCUCGGCGCGUGUAGGGUUUAUGGGAAUGUUGAUUUGGCGGAGCGUGUGAAACGGGAGUUGGAGGAGAUUGAUGAAGAACAUCCGGCCGAUUUGCUCGCUCUUACGAGUACUUAUGCUGUGGCUGGGGCGCUGCCACGUGGCGGUUGUUCACUGGAGAGGGAGAGCCACUUGGUAAAAGAAAUGGAUUUUGAAAAAUCUGCUCCUAAGAAGGAAGCUGGAAGCAGUAGAAUUGAGUUAGGAUGAUUACUUCUAAUAAACUUAGAAAUUAGUCUAUUGUAGCACGAUUCGUUUUUCGUAUUUACAGGCAAUAAUAAUUUUGUAUGCUUUCGAUGCCAAUUCAAAUGUAUAAUAUGUUAUCGAAGGGAUAUAUUAUUGAUACAACGAACUUGAAAAUAA